This is a messenger RNA of Elaeis guineensis (African oil palm), 1674 nucleotides long. Its product is annotated as BTB/POZ domain-containing protein At2g13690. The record is from RefSeq and is a predicted model, not a curated record. Lineage: Eukaryota; Viridiplantae; Streptophyta; Magnoliopsida; Arecales; Arecaceae.
UCCAAACUUCCUACCGCCAAGUGACCAGAACCCCCUCCCCCAUUUGAACCCAUCCAAAUCCCGCAUCCUCCCCGUUCGUAGUAUGAGAUGCCGAGUUCCUCCCCCUCCUCCACGGCGGACUCCGGCGGCCGGAGCUCCGCCUCGCGGAGGAACAACCGGCGUCUGCGCCAGGCCUGGUGUUGCUCCUUCGCCGUCGGGCCCUACAGCCCCGAGAUUCUCGUUUCCUCCUCGAACCAAUCGAAGCUGACGCAGAAGACCAUCGACCCCCGCCGGAUUCUCUCGCCCGGCAGAGUCUCUCCGAUCGCCCCCGACCCCCCUCGGCCGAAGACCGCCGCCGAAGAGUCGGAGUUGAGGGUGAGGUUGAUGGGGAAGAAUGGAAGGUGGCUGGAGUUGGAUUUGGACUCGGAGGUGUUGUGCGAGAACAGCUCAUUCUUUGCACGGAUGGUCGCGGAGGCUCGCUGGAACGUCUCGGAUGUUUCGGAGGAUUCUUGGAAGAUCGAGGUCAAGGAAUUGGAAGAUUUGGAUGCUUUUAAGGAGACGAUCGAGCUGAUGUUUGAGAAGGAGGCGAUGAGGUGGCUCAUCAAUGCGGGUGUCUCUCGAGCGAUUGAUGUACUGGAGGUAUCCUCCAUGAUUAUGUUUGACAGAGGAGUUGUGUCGUGUGUUGAGUAUCUGGAAUCUAUUCCGUGGAGUGAAAGCGAUGAGGAGAAGCUGAAGAAUUUAUUUGCCAGAUCAUCUUUUGAUGUAGCAAUGUCCAGAGAUGUGCUAGCAAGGUUAUAUCCACUAGGUCCCAGCAGCUCAGAAGAUCUAGUGGUGCAACUCAUACAAUCCGUCACCAGGGGGACCAACAACAAUGCUAGAAAGAGGCUGCAGUCCUUAGUCUAUGGUCUCUUGUCCCCUAGCUCUCUCUAUCAUAAAGGCUCUCUUGGAAUAGACAAGGAUAGCUUGUACAACAUUUGCCAUUCUUGUCUGAAUUCUUUGAUGGGGCUCUUUCAAGAAGCCUCUGCAUCAAUUCCUGUUGAUCAGACAGCAACAGUUGGAGGAAGAAACUCAUUGAUAGAACAGAUCACUAAACAAGUUGAAAAUAUCAAUUGGUUGCUAGAGAUACUUAUAGACAAGCAUAUUGCAGAAGACUUUGUGGAGCUGUGGGCAGACCAGAAAGAAUUAGUUAUGUUGCAUGAGAAGGCAUCACCAAUGAUAAGGUAUGAGCUCAGCCGGAUUUCAGCUAGUGUUUUCAUAGUGAUAGGGAGAGGGAAGCUGCACUGCUGUAGAGACGUGAGGUUCAGUGUCCUCCGGGCAUGGUUUAGUCCAAUACUGAUGGAUUUUGGUUGGUUGAAAAGGUACUCAAAGGGGCUAGACAAGGGGAUCUUAGAAGAAGGCCUUGGUCAGGCAAUCCUCACCCUCACACUCAACCAACAACAGAGUCUAUUUUUGGAAUGGUUUCGGGUAUUUGGUAGGCAGGGCACAGAGUGUCCAAAUCUAAGCAAGGCCUUUCAGGUAUGGUGGCGAAGGUCGUUUGUGAGAACAACAGACGCACGAAGCUGGCUUCAGUGAUUCAAUCUUCAGUUAUUAUUGUAUGUAUGUAGUGUGAUGGUAUGCUAGGUAAGAGAAAUGUUGAUGUAACAGGCCGAAUUGCUUUCCUUUGAUCACAAAUGAAGUCUUGUGAUUUUGUUAUCA